AUGAACAUUAAACAUUUAAGCCUUGGGGUCGAUCUGGAUGCGGCGCAUUUCGGAGAAUUGCGAGCACUCAACCCUGAUGUCCAAGAUACCGUUAGAGUAGGAGACGGUGACCGACUUGUCCAAAGCGUUGUGGGGGAGCUUGAAGCGCCUGUAGAAGUAACCGACCUUGCGCUCACGGAUGUGGAUGUCGAGGUUGUUGCCGAAUUUCUCGUAAAGCUCGUCCUUGGGGCGGGGGCCGCUAAUGAUGAGUUCUCCCAAUCCACAUUCUACGGUGAUAUCGUUGUGGCUGAAACCGGGCAAUUCCAUCAAAACAACAAUCUUGUUAGUGUCAGCGUCAAAGAAGGUGUCAACGGUAGGGUUGAAGGUAAUAGGGGUUUCCAAUUCCUUGGGAGCUGGGAUCUCCAGGAUGGUGUUUUGAGGAACAAUGGUUGA
Babesia ovata is the source of this 432-nucleotide messenger RNA. RefSeq names its product deoxyuridine 5 -triphosphate nucleotidohydrolase, putative. The transcript has a single exon. Lineage: Eukaryota; Apicomplexa; Aconoidasida; Piroplasmida; Babesiidae. Bases 1 to 432 code for a protein of 143 amino acids. The record is from RefSeq and is a predicted model, not a curated record.